CCAUGCCCCCCCCCCUUCAGCGGUGGUGCGGGGCGGGGCGAGCGAGUUCGGCCAAUCGCGAGGCGCCUUACCGCUCGCGCACGAUGCGUGACGCGUAAACCCGCCCGCGUCCAAUGAACGACGCGGUUGUUGACCCGGUGGCAACACCCCCCCCCACACACACACCUCUUGCUGUGUGCAUCGAGCGAAGCGUGGAUCCCACGCACGCCACACACCCACACCUCCCCUCAGAGACCCACUCCAGCAAAUCGGUGUUUUAUUUUUUUUGUUUGCUUUAAUCAAAUUCGUCCAUUGCCUUUCGCAGACCGCUCUUCGAAGCUACGAACAUUACAUUCAGCGCGGCGGACGAGCGAAAGGCCAGGAUGUCGACAGCGGCGUACGUGCGCUAUGUGAGCCCAUACCGGGACUUUGGCGCGUGGCUCGGCUCGCACGGCAUGAAGGCGCCCUUCGCCAAGGCAAUGGAGCGGGAGCUUGGCAUCGGCGACUACGACGACUUGUUGGCAUGUGCCGAGCCUCUCGGCGUACGCGGAGAACUCUUCACGGCCGCCAAGGAGAAGCUGCCGUUCGCGUGCUACGCCGUGUUGCGCCGCAUCAUUGAGUCGGUAGCGCACGGCCACGCGGGCGAUGCCGGUGGCGAUGGUGGGCGCAGCAAGCAGCAGCAGCCAGCACCACCCCACGGUGCUUGCAUCAGUGGCGUGCUCGACACCAUCGUGUCCAUGCUCAACAGCCUGAGCCAAGAGUUCCUGAAUUCGGCGCGCAAGUUCAGCUCCCUGGACCCUGCGCUUGGCAGUAGCGGCGGCAACAAUGGUUGUGAUGACGUGGAUAAAAGAGAUAAUGGAGAUAACGGCGGUUGUGGUGGUGGUGGUGGAGGUCGCGGUGGUGGGCGUCCGGUGCUGCUGGCUCGGGCUGCGGUGGCAUCACCUUCAGAAGCAGGUGACGCGGAGGAGCUCGACAUGAAGUGGGAGUCGGCAUCCGUGCAGGAGCUGGAGCCGCCCGAACUGGAUGGCCCCGAGCUGGACGGAGUGACCCCAAAACGCCGCCGCGCAGUUGAUGGUGACGAUAGCUCCUCGUUGGCGGGCCGAGCCAUGGGGGGGGGUGGCGGUGACGACGACGGCGACGGCACCACAACCGGCAAUGCCGACGGCACCAGCAGCGGUGGUGUUGGCAACAGCUGCGGCGAGCCGUGGGCGGGCGGGCGCUUCGUGUGCUGGCAGUGUGGCAAGACGUUUGUGCAUGGGAAGAGCCUGCGGCGGCACCAGCGCGUGCACACGGGCGAGCGGCCGUACGCGUGCGAAGCGUGCGGCCGGCGCUUCAUGCAGUACAGCACGCUCAAGUCGCAUCGCAUCACGCACACGGGAGAGAAGCCCUACAAGUGCGAGUGUGGCAAGGCCUUCACGCGCAACUUCUACCUCAAGCAGCACAAGAUCGGCCAGUGUGUGCUCAAGUGCUCUGACCUGUCGGGGAUGCUCGUGGAUGACAAGUCUGCGUUGGAAGACGACUGUGUCGCGCCGCUUCCCGAAAGUGAUGCCCGAGAGGACGUCGAGCGCUCGCCUCCACCCCUCUCCGUCGUCAAACUGGAGCCCGACGAGGAGGACGAGAGCGCGCAGAGCUGAGCCGGGGGCGGUGCUGCAUUGCGCGGAAGGCCACCCAGAGAUGACAGCCAGUCAUUCCACCGCCGCCGCUGCUGCGAAUGCCGCUCGUGAGCGGAGCCUGGCGAUGCCCAGCACGUGUUGCUGCUACUCAAACGUGCUCACCAGUGUGUGGAGCCCGGCCGUCUGAUGAGUGUUACACUAUGCACGCGCACAAGGCUGAGCAGGGCUUAAUUUCUUGCCAAAUUAUUUCCAGGAUUGCCGAUAGACUGGAGCAUACCUAGGGCUCAUCUUAAGCACAAACACGGCAUCAUUGUUGACUGAAAUUUCACUUACAAUUAACAUUGUGGUUGUAAUUCAUUAUGAAUUGCACAAUUGUAAUUGACCAGAGGAGUAGACAUGUGAUGAGAGCCACAGCUGUCGCGAGUAUGAGAAUAUUUUCCCAGUUUCACUGACCUGGACCGAUCUGGCAGAAAUGAAGCCCUGCAGCUGAGCAAUUAGUCUGUUGAUUGAAACAUGCUUUCCUGGCGCUCAGUGCCCGGUAAAGUGCUGCUGCGCUCUUGCUCGCGUGCAAGUCAGCGCUGCAUGCCUCGUGUGCAGCCGAGCGCCCAGCAAAGUCGCUCUAUACAUGAACGCAGCUGAGUGAUGAGACUGUUAAUGUUCAAAGCACACACACACACACGUGUGUGCAUGUGCAGAGCUGCCUGCCUGAAGGUUGCUGCUCUUUCGCUCGCAUUGAGCUGAAUUCUGUGAAUUGGCGAGCUCCCAGUAGCAGCCAAACACUUGGGAGCGGAGUGAUUAGUGGGUAUUGGGCAUGCAAUGAAUCAUCAGUCAGGAUCUAUUACCUACAAGAUGCACGCAUCAAAGCAUGCUUUUAAGAAUCGGUUGUAAUGACAGUGCAGCGCAUUGUGCGAAUCCUUAUGAAUCUAGCCAUUGUUGACUUCUGCUUGCAUCGACCUGAGCGAGCACCAGAUGUCGAUGCGCGUGCACACUGGUGUGAAGUCAAGCUCUUGGCGAAUUACCGUGCGCACUCAAGUGAGGGCAGCCAAAUACUGCAUGUCACACAUUAGUCUGUUCUGCUAUAACGUGGUAGUUGCGUUUCUGAAGUACAUCGCAUUGUGGAAAAAUCCCGUUAUAAUAUAGGUUAAAGCACGCACAGUCCGUGAUAACAUGCGCGAUGUGUGUGCAGGCCAAACAGUGUGAGGCGCAUGGGUAGCAUCUAGAAGCAUCCAGCAGCAUCCCACCAUUGUGUGAUGCUACACCGAGGCAGCCGUAUAACCGCUUAUUCAUACUCGCAUGACGUAGCUCUGUUCACUCAAUCGCGUUAUAUUCAAUUUGCAUCCACGUUAUAAAAAAUGUUCCCUAAUACAUUCAUCGCGUUGUAUCCAAUUCGCAUUAUGAAAACACGCGUUAUAUGAGAACAGACUACGUACCACCAGCCAGGCGGUCCAUGUGUGGCUGACCGCUCGGUAGGUGUUACUGUCUAAUCAUGGAGCCAUAAGCCAGGCAACGCCAUACGCACGUUCUUGAGGACUUGGCAAGCGUCACCGCACAUGCGGCCGCCUGCGACGAGGGUGCACAGCAAGCGUAACCACCGCGCAUACGCACGCGCAUUGAGUUCGACUACCCAGGAAACAUCGCCCACUUGCGUGAAGCUGCAGGUUGGCGCCAAGCAUCAUGCGCACGGCACGGGUGGUAGCAGAGCAGAUUGGUGCCGUGCAGGUACAGCGCUGGGAGCCUGGAGCUUAACGUCGUAGGUACAAGCGACGUGGAACCUUGAGACGUUGUUAGGCUCGUGCACCCAUCCGAAUGUGCGAUCGCGAACUGAAAAUUGGGCACCUACAAGUUGCCAAUGGCUGGUGCUGCGUGCACACGGUUGGCAACUCCCAUUGCUUUGUUUCCAACACCUGGGGCAACAACUGGCUGCUACCAUCAUUAGACCUCCUUUGCCAGUACCAAAAUGUACUAAUAGGGUUUUUCCCCUUUUUUCUGGCAACAAAACUGAAACUUUUUUUUACGAGGAUUC
This is a messenger RNA of Petromyzon marinus (sea lamprey), 3615 nucleotides long. RefSeq lists its product as uncharacterized. Gene Ontology annotation, cellular component: transcription regulator complex; chromatin; PcG protein complex. The record is from RefSeq and is a predicted model, not a curated record. Gene Ontology annotation, molecular function: DNA-binding transcription factor activity, RNA polymerase II-specific; RNA polymerase II cis-regulatory region sequence-specific DNA binding. Gene Ontology annotation, biological process: regulation of transcription by RNA polymerase II. NCBI's taxonomy places the organism in Eukaryota, Metazoa, Chordata, Hyperoartia, Petromyzontiformes, Petromyzontidae.